CUGACCCAGGCGGCGCAGGCAGAGCCCAGAAGCCGGGACCCGCGGCGGAACUUGACACGGACUUCCAGGGGGAGGACACUCCUAAGGGAAAAGACCACAUGUGCAGAAGCCUGGAGGCCUGCUGCUUCCCUGGGAAGCUAUCACGGGAAGCAUCUCCCUGACUCAUCUUGGGAUCCGUCCUCCCCACGUCCUGCAGCAGCCAUGGUCUGGAAGAAACUGGGCCCCGGCAACUUCUCCGACUGCCCCAAUGGCUCCCGCCGGUGGAUAUGGGACGUGUUCGGCGAAUGCGCCCAGGACGGCUGGGAUGAGGCCAGUGUGGGCCUGGGCUUGAUCUCGAUUGUCUGUUUUGCAGCAUCCACCUUCCCCCAGUACAUCAAAGCCUGCAGGACGGGCAACAUGGACCAGGCACUGUCUCUGUGGUUCCUUUUGGGCUGGAUUGGAGGGGAUUCCUGCAACCUCAUCGGCUCCUUCCUCGCUGACCAGCUGCCCCUGCAGACCUACACGGCGGUGUACUACGUGCUGGCGGACCUGGUGAUGCUGUCCCUCUACUUUCACUACAAGUUUAAGAAGCGUCCCUCUCUGCUGUCUACCCCCAUCAAUUCUGCGCUGCUGUUCAUCUUGGGGAUGGCGUGUGCUGCCCCACUGCUGAGGACCACAGGCCCUGUGGCCGCCCGGAGGGAGGUCUUCCAGGGUCGGACGCUCCUGUCAGUGGAGCCGGGCAGUAAGCCCUUCACUCAGCAGGAGAUCAUCGGCUUCGUCAUCGGCUCAGUCUCCAGCGUGCUCUACCUGCUUUCCCGGCUGCCUCAGAUCCGCACCAACUUCCUGAGGAAGUCCACGCAGGGUGUCUCCUACUCGCUGUUCGCCUUGGUGAUGCUGGGGAACACGCUGUACGGGCUGAGUGUGCUGCUCAAAAACCCGGAGGUGGGCGAGAGUGAGGGCAGCUAUGUGCUGCAUCACCUGCCCUGGCUCGUGGGCAGCUUGGGCGUGCUGCUGCUCGACACUGUUAUCUCCAUACAGUUCCUGAUAUACAGGGACACGGCCACCUCCUCGGAGCGCCAGCCCCUCCUCCCCAGUUGACCCGGACCCAGGCCAAGCCCAGGACAACGGGGAUCUCCAGACGCUGCUCCCAAGAAGGGACAAGUGCGGGCAGACAUGGUGCUGCUGACCCUGGAGUGGGCCGUGCAGGCAGCCGGGGGUGCCUUAAGGGCCCGGCCCAGGCACCUCCCCCACCUCCGGAACCUGCUGGGUGACUCUUCCAGGAACCCUGACUGAUGGACUCUUCAGGGGGCAGGGAGUGGGGAACGAGGGCGGUGCCGGGGCUCGUCCCCCCCGAGACACACCCCUAGAAUCUGAGACUGCUGUCCCUGGGAGCCCCCACGGGGGCUGCAGCUGAGACCUCGGCUCCUCCAAAGGCAGUGGGCGCCCCCCGACUCCCCUCCUUCCGUCUGCCCACGCACACACACACACACACACACACACACCCCUGGAGCGGGUGUGGUUGUCGCCAGUGUCCCCGGGACUGUCGUGUUGACCGCAGACAGCGCAGUAAACGGCCCCUCCCAGCGAGGCAUCUUUCUGGUGCUCCUUCCCCGAGGUGCUGCGGUCUGGGCUGCGCUGGGCAGCCGCGGUGCACAGGGAUCCGGGCCCCAGCUUCCAGGUCCCAGGUGGGGGUCUAGAGGCUGAGAUAUGGCAGAGCCAAACAGGAGCAGACUGUCCCGCCUCCAGGGGACCUCGGGUUCCGGGACCUGGUUCUCUUUAACAGAAUCCACACCCGUGGCUGAGGAUCCAGCAGCGAGAAUGACGGGGUCCCAGCCCCUCAGUGCUCAGGAAGCAGCAGGGGAAAAAAAAAAAAGUUAAGGUUCAGAUCUUG
Messenger RNA from Mustela erminea (ermine), 1870 nucleotides. It is a transcript of the gene SLC66A1, whose product is annotated as solute carrier family 66 member 1. Lineage: Eukaryota; Metazoa; Chordata; Mammalia; Carnivora; Mustelidae. The record is from RefSeq and is a predicted model, not a curated record. The coding region runs from base 202 to 1077 and encodes 291 amino acids. The transcript has 9 exons.